UCUUUUUCUUGGUCGGCUCCGGAGGCCGACUGUGAAUACAAGAUGGCUGUCGCAUCUCUUGAGAAUGAUGAUCACGGCCAGCCUCGGUUUCCAGGCUGCUGCAACAUUCGCGAUUUCGCAUUUAUCGACAAGCUCGGCGAGGGAACCUUUGGUAUGGUUUACAAAGCACGAUCCAAGAAAGACAACUCGGUCAUGGCCCUGAAGAAGAUUCUCAUGCACCACGAGAAGGAGGGCUUUCCCAUUACUGCAAUUCGAGAGAUCAAACUCUUGAAAGCCCUUUCUCAUCCAAAUAUCUUGCAACUCAAGGAGAUGGCCGUUGAGCGAAACAAGGGCGAAGGGCGGAAAAAGCCUAACAUGUACAUGGUCAUGCCGUACAUGGAGCAUGACUUAUCGGGACUACUCGAGAACCCAGAUGUCCAGUUUACCGAGCCCCAGAUCAAGUGCUAUUUAAUGCAGCUUCUUGAAGGGUUGCGGUACCUGCAUGCGAACUGCAUUCUGCAUCGUGACAUGAAGGCUGCCAAUCUUCUUAUCAGCAAUGAAGGAAUCCUUCAGAUCGCAGACUUUGGGCUCGCGCGACCCUUCGAUGAACCCCCUCCACAGCCUGGCAAGGGCGGGGGAGAAGCCAAGAGGGAGUACACCGCUCUUGUUGUCACCAGGUGGUAUCGACCGCCCGAGCUACUUCUUCAACUCCGGCGGUACACAACAGCCAUCGAUAUGUGGGGGGCCGGGUGUGUUUUCGGCGAGAUGUUCAAAGGAAAGCCUAUUCUCUCCGGCAACACUGAUCUCGAUCAAGCGAGGCUCAUUUUUAACCUCGUGGGUACUCCAACCGAGGAGAACAUGCCUGGGUGGAGUUCGCUCCCGAGCCUCGAAGGCGUGAAGGACUGGGGAUCCAAACGUGGAAAUCUUGGGGAGGUCUUCAGAGAUCUGAGCCCGACAGCCAUCUCGCUGCUGUCUGAACUUCUCCGGCUCGACUGGCGGAAACGGAUCAACGCCAUAGAUGCUUUAAAACACCCUUAUUUCACCACGCCUCCACUACCUGCGCGCCCCGGUGACAUUCCCCGCUUCCAAGAUUCCCACGAGUUGGACAAAAAGAAGCCACCACAGCGGCCACCUAUGCCUCCUGCACCCGCAGGUGGCUCCGCCAAUACCGCCUCCAACGGAGGGUGGGCUAGCUCUGGCUCUCGAGGUCCAGAUUCGCGCAGUCGCAUCCCAGGUGCAGCCCGUGGAGGUCGAUCGAACGCCCCGGGCUCGGGCGGCAACUUGCACCGGGGCGGGCCAUUCCCACCUUCGCGGGAUAACGGACUACCGCCGCGGCCUCCCGUGUCGGCUCGCCCUCCAUGGGAUGGGUCACAGACGGGCAGGUCGGAUGGGAGAGAUGACCAGCGACGAGACCGACCUGGUCAGAAUCGGACCGGCGGGAGAUUCUCGAACAACGUCGACUCGUACGUUCCCAACUACGGCAAUCCUCAUGAGCGCCCGCGCGAUUCGGGUGACCAUAACGCCCAAUCGAAUCCCGAAUGGCGCAACUCGAAUCGCCGUGAUUAUCGCCGUGACGCUCCUCGACGACGAAGCCGAAGUCCUAACUUUAGAGACUCGAGCAGAGGGUGA
Messenger RNA from Penicillium cinerascens, 1608 nucleotides. RefSeq lists its product as uncharacterized. Gene Ontology annotation, molecular function: ATP binding; cyclin-dependent protein serine/threonine kinase activity. The record is from RefSeq and is a predicted model, not a curated record. Lineage: Eukaryota; Fungi; Ascomycota; Eurotiomycetes; Eurotiales; Aspergillaceae. Gene Ontology annotation, biological process: protein phosphorylation. Gene Ontology annotation, cellular component: nucleus. Bases 43 to 1608 code for a protein of 521 amino acids. The transcript is spliced from 8 exons.